AUGUUCGCGACUCUUAUCUACACUAUCAUCACCGAUGGCCUUCCUUUACCUGACCGUCGAGAUGUCUUCACACCAUGGUUCGCGACGACGAUUGUCGAUUUCUACAUCAAUAUUGUUCCUAUCGCGGUAUGGAUUGUGUACAAGGAGUCGACAUGGCUUGGCUCUAUACUCUGGGCCAUUUUGCUCUUAAUAUUUGGCAGCCUCACGACCUGCGUGUAUCUGUUUCUGCAACUUCUGAAGCUGACAACUCAAGAGGCUUCAGAAGAUCCCAUGUACUAUUUGUUACUGCGAGAUUCGAUCAAAGAUGGAGUGGGUCUGAGAGACAACAAGUCCCUUGUCGUCACUGCGAGAUUUGUGUUUGGUGCCUUGGGAUGUGUGAUGCUAGGAGCUCUGGUUUACACUUGCUUGACUGAUGGUUCUCCUUUCCGCAUGGAGCUUCUUUACCCGUGGAUGGUGGUUUUACUGGUUAACUUCUACAUUAAUGUUGCGGUUUUAUCAGUUUGGGUUGUCUAUAAAGAACCUAGCUGGAUCAUUGGGAUUCUCUGGGUUGCUCUGUUAGUAUCUCUUGGCAGCUUUGGCACGAGCGUAAUCAUUGUCGUGCAGCUAUUCCGUCUCUCUCCUCUUGAUCCGCUAUACCUCGUUCUGGUGAACAACAGCAAUCGGGUUGGAGAUAUCAUGUAUGAGCGCGCUCAUUCUGCGGGUUUGCGUAUGUGA
Messenger RNA from Thlaspi arvense, 714 nucleotides. The record is from the annotation of a GenBank genome assembly. NCBI's taxonomy places the organism in Eukaryota, Viridiplantae, Streptophyta, Magnoliopsida, Brassicales, Brassicaceae.